AUGAAACGAUCUGAAAAAAAAAGUGUUGAAAAAAGUCGUCAAGAGUCUCACAAACAAACUUCUUCACAGGAAUUUGAUUCUGCAGCUUCCGGUUCCAGUUCUAACAAAACUCAAAAACAAGCGUCGAAACAGGAUUCCGCAGCUUCCAGUUCCAGUUCUACCAAAACUCAAAAACAAGCAUCGAAACAGGAUUCCGCAGCUUCCGAUUCUGGUUCUAUCAAAACUCAAAAACAAACGUUGAUACCAGAAGCUUCGGAAGAUAAUGGGCCAUUUCGCUUAGUGGAACCAUCCAGCUUGUAUUCGCAACAAAGCAGGAUGGUACCACCAACUCGUAAUAUAACCAUACAUGGGGAAUUAACGCCCAUUACACGCACAGCCGAACCAUAUAGGAGCAAUGUACAUAGGGAAUUAACGCCCAUUACACACACUACUGAACCGUAUAGGAGCAAUGUACGCACCGCCGAACCAUAUAGGAGAGAAUCAACGCCAAUUAUAUGUGAACCUUAUAGUAGUAAUUGGACUAGAGAUGUAAAUGUCAGGAAAAUGACAGCUUGCGUUACCGACAUUCAUCUGACCUUCAAGAUAUCGAAUUUGAAGAGGAUUAGCGACCAACAAAGCGUAGGAAAGGAAAAAAUACAGUGCGCGAUUCUUGGAGAUGAAAUGGAAGUAGAUGAAGAAGAAGCUAGGGCUGAGAUGAAGACGAUUCUAAAAACUUUUCUAAUUGAACUAGAAUUAAUAUACGAUGAAAAGUUUAGCAACAAAGAUAAUUGUCGUCUACAUCGAAACAAUCGGUUAAAUGAGAAAAAAGCAUGGCGAGUUAAAGGCGCAAAAUCGCUUUUCGACAAAAAUGACGAAAAACUGGAGAAUUAUGAUCAAAAAGAACUUUUGAAUGUUUUAAGCGACAACCGAUAUUACUCUCCAGAGUAUUUUGAAUCGGAUGAGGAGCAACUAGACAGUAAAAAACAUAUCAAUGUUUAUAAUCCGUCUUGGAAAUCUGAAGAGGUUCAAUAACUUAUUUGUCGUAUUUUUAUUUUUUAUUUUUUAUUUGUUUUAUUUUUUUCGUAAUAGGAUUGAUUUUUUUUCUAAUAAUAGUUAAUAGAUUUAUUACGAAAUAUCUUGGAC
This is a messenger RNA of Rhizophagus irregularis DAOM 181602=DAOM 197198, 1122 nucleotides long. NCBI's taxonomy places the organism in Eukaryota, Fungi, Glomeromycota, Glomeromycetes, Glomerales, Glomeraceae. The record is from RefSeq and is a predicted model, not a curated record.